Molecule: messenger RNA, 1029 nt
Organism: Penaeus chinensis
Lineage: Eukaryota; Metazoa; Arthropoda; Malacostraca; Decapoda; Penaeidae
Product: merozoite surface antigen 2-like
Exons: 7
Coding region: 1-1029 (342 amino acids)
Source: RefSeq, a predicted model, not a curated record
AUGGCAACAAGCACCCCUAUAACAUCAACCGAAGAUAUGGCAACAAGCACCCCAAUAACUACAACCGAAGCGAUGGCAUCAAGCACCCCUAUAACUAUAACAGAAGUUAUGACAACAAGCACCACAAUAACUACAACAGAAGCUAUGCACCCCUAUAACAUUAACAGGAGUUAUGGCAACAAGCACCUCUCUAACUACAACAAAAGCUAUGGCAACAAGCACCACUAUAACUACAACAGAAGCCAUGGCAAGAAGCACCCCUAUAACAUCAACCGAAGAUAUGGCAACAAACACCCCUAUAACUACAACCGAAGCGAUGGCAACAAGCACCCUUAUAACUAUAAUAGAAGCUAUGAAGCUAUGGCAACAAACACUCCUAUAACGACAACAGAAGCUAUGGCAACAACCACCCUUUUAACUACAACAGAAGCUUUGGCAACAAGCACCCCUAUAGCUACAACAGAAUAUAUGGCAACAAGCACCACUAUUACAUCAACAGAAGCUAUGGAAACAAGCACCCCUAUAACUACAACAGAAGCUAUGGCAACGAGCACCCUUAUAACUACAACAGAUGGAACACCCACGGACGCGGCAACUGGAACUCCCAUGGCCACGGCAACUGGAGCACCCAUGGCCACGGCAACAGGAACACCCAUGGCCACGGUAACAGGCCCAUCUCCAGCCUCAGGUGCUUCGACAUCAGGAACCUCGGUCACAGGGAAGGAACAGGCUAUGGCAACAAACACCCCUAUAACGACAACAGAAGCUAUGGCAACAACCACCACUUUAACUACAACAGAAGCUAUGCACCCCUAUAACAUCAACCGAAGCUAUGGCGACAAGGACCCCUAUACCUACAACCGAAGCUAUGGAAACAAGCACCCCUAUAACUACAACCGAAGCUAUGGAAACAACAGCUGUGGCAACAAGUACCCCUAUAACUACAACAGAAGCUAUGGCAACAAGAACCCCUAUAAUUACAACAGAAGCCAUGGCAACAAACAUCCUUAUAACUACAAGAGAAGCUAG